CUUGGCGCUCUCUCGGGUUGAAUUUUGUCUGCUUCUCAAGCCCUGAGCCCAAGUUCCACACUGCGGAGAGAUCUGGCCCCAUUGUGCCCAGCUGACCUCCCAGCACCGGCAUUGUUUUUUCGGUGCACGCCGGCUGCGGGGAGCACAAAGCCGGGCAGACCGAGGGCGCCGGCAGCGAGCCGGGGAGCUAGGCGAGGCCCGCGCGCCCGCGCCUGCAGCGCCCUUCGGGCGAGGAGAGGAGCCGGCGGCGUCAGCCCGGGCGGUGGCAUCCGCGCGGUGGCAUCCCUAGGCGCCCCAAGCGCAUUCCUCGGGACCUGGCUGCUCGCUGUCCUUCCCCCUGCACCCCACUUCUCCUACCCUCUUGCCCAGCCCUGCCUGCCUCUGCCCGGCCCCCGAGAGCCGUAUUGAGCCCAGGCCCGCCCAGCAGCUGUUGCUCGUGUGUCGCUGCCUUGCCUCCUGUCUUGGUGCUCUGCCGGGGGCCCCCAAAGAGCCAGUGAGCGCUGCGGCUUCGGAGGGAGGCGCCGCUCAGCCGGUGCUCCUCCUCCUCCUCUUCCUCCUGCUGCCGCCGCCGGUGCCCAGUCCGUGCGCACCCCGACACCCCCGCCAGCCGGGCCUCGGGACCCUGCUAAGGCUAGCUUCUUGACCUCAACUGCUGGAACAAGUACCACAUAUUCUAAAGCAGUGACACUCAUGGGAACAAACUCGGCACAUCUCCAGACUUUGAUUUGGCUGAAGUAACUUAUACCACAGAGCCGUGGGCAUGCCUGGAAUUGAGAGGCACAGAUGAAAGACUCCAAAUUGUGUCCUGCCUUUUGAAAACUCCAGAAGACUAUCCCUUCGGACUCUGGAAUUCUACACAUCUCAACAGAGACUUCGCUUGAAUGUUUACAUUUUCUGCUUGCUGGGCUACAUACAUAGCACUAUUUAGUGUUCACCUUUUGUUAAAAUUUACAAGUGUCAGGGGUCGAGCUUGCUCAGCAAGCCAGCAUGGCUAGGAUGAGCUUUGUUGCAGCAGCUUGCCAGUUGGUGCUGGGCUUGCUAAUGACUUCAUUAACUGGGUCUUCCCUACAAAACAGCGAGUGCCCACAACUUUGCGUGUGUGAAAUUAGGCCCUGGUUCACCCCACAGUCAACAUACAGAGAAGCCACCACCGUUGAUUGCAAUGAUCUCCGCUUAACCAGGAUUCCCAGCAACCUGUCCAGCGAUACACAAGUGCUUCUCCUACAGAGCAAUAACAUCGCCAAGACCGUGGAUGAACUGCAGCAGCUUUUCAACUUGACUGAGCUAGAUUUCUCCCAGAACAACUUUACAAAUAUUAAGGAGGUAGGGCUGGCAAACCUGACCCAGCUCACUACUCUACACUUGGAGGAAAAUCAGAUUACGGAAAUGACUGAUUACUGUCUGCAAGAUCUCAGCAACCUUCAAGAACUCUACAUCAACCAUAACCAGAUUAGCACUAUUUCUGCUAAUGCUUUUUCAGGCUUAAAAAAUCUUUUAAGGCUCCACCUGAACUCUAACAAAUUGAAAGUUAUUGAUAGCCGCUGGUUUGAUUCAACACCCAACCUGGAAAUUCUCAUGAUUGGGGAAAAUCCUGUGAUUGGAAUUCUGGAUAUGAACUUCAAACCCCUUUCAAAUUUGAGGAGCUUGGUUUUGGCAGGAAUGUAUCUCACCGAUAUUCCUGGCAAUGCCCUGGUGGGCUUGGAUAGCCUCGAGAGUCUGUCUUUUUAUGAUAACAAACUGAUCAAAGUCCCUCAACUUGCUCUGCAAAAAGUUCCAAAUUUGAAAUUCUUAGACCUCAACAAAAACCCCAUCCACAAAAUCCAAGAAGGGGACUUCAAGAAUAUGCUUCGGUUAAAAGAACUGGGAAUCAACAACAUGGGGGAACUCGUCUCUGUGGACCGCUAUGCCCUGGAUAACUUGCCUGAACUCACAAAGCUAGAAGCCACCAAUAACCCCAAAUUAUCCUACAUCCACCGCUUGGCUUUUCGAAGUGUUCCUGCCCUGGAAAGCUUGAUGUUGAACAACAAUGCCUUGAAUGCCGUUUACCAAAAGACAGUAGAAUCCCUUCCCAAUCUGCGUGAGAUCAGCAUCCACAGCAACCCCCUGAGAUGUGAUUGUGUCAUCCACUGGAUUAACUCCAACAAGACAAACAUCCGCUUCAUGGAGCCCUUAUCCAUGUUCUGUGCCAUGCCGCCCGAAUAUAGAGGGCAGCAGGUAAAGGAAGUUUUAAUCCAGGAUUCAAGUGAACAGUGCCUCCCAAUGAUCUCUCACGACACAUUCCCAAAUCAUUUAAACAUGGAUAUUGGCACAACAGUUUUCCUAGACUGUCGGGCUAUGGCUGAGCCAGAACCUGAAAUUUACUGGGUCACUCCCCUUGGAAAUAAGAUAACUGCGGAAACCCUUUCAGACAAAUACAAGCUAAGUAGUGAAGGUACCUUGGAAAUAUCGAACAUGCAAAUUGAAGACUCAGGAAGAUACACCUGUGUUGCCCAGAAUGUCGAAGGGGCAGACACUCGCGUGGUGACAAUUAAGGUUAAUGGAACCCUUCUAGAUGGUACCCAGGUGCUGAAAAUAUAUGUCAAACAGACAGAAUCUCAUUCCAUUUUAGUGUCCUGGAAAGUUAAUUCCAAUGUCAUGACGUCAAACUUAAAAUGGUCAUCUGCCACCAUGAAGAUUGACAACCCCCACAUAACAUAUACUGCCAGGGUCCCAGUAGAUGUUCAUGAGUACAACCUAACACAUCUGCAACCUUCCACAGAUUACGAAGUGUGUCUCACAGUGUCCAAUAUUCAUCAGCAGACUCAAAAGUCAUGUGUUAAUGUCACAACCAAAAAUGCUGCCUUCGCACUGGACAUUUCUGAUCAAGAAACCAGUACAGCCCUUGCUGCAGUAAUGGGGUCCAUGUUUGCCGUCAUUAGCCUUGCGUCCAUUGCUGUGUACAUUGCCAAAAGAUUUAAGAGAAAAAACUACCACCAUUCAUUAAAAAAGUAUAUGCAAAAGACCUCUUCGAUCCCACUAAAUGAGCUAUACCCACCACUCAUUAACCUCUGGGAAGGUGACAGCGAGAAAGACAAAGAUGGUUCUGCAGACACCAAGCCAACCCAGGUUGACACAUCCAGAAGCUAUUACAUGUGGUAACUCAGUGGAUAUUUUGCUUCUGGUAGUAAGGAGCACAAAGACGUUUUUGCUUUAUUCUGCAAAAGUAACAAGUUGAAGACUUUUGUAUUUUUGACUUUGCUAGUUUGUGGCAGAGUGGAGAGGACGGGUGGAUAUUUCAAAUUUUUUUAGUAUAGCGUAUCGCAAGGGUUUGACACGACUGGCAGCAUCUCUAGGCUUCCAGUUUGUGUUUGGUUUUUAUUCUUAUCAUUAUUAUGAUUAUUAUUAUUAUAUUAUUAUUAUUAUUUUGUUUUAGUUGUUGUGCUAAACUCAAUAAUGCUGUUCUAACUACAAUGCUCAAUAAAAUGAUUAAUGACAGGUUGGGGUUCCCCUGCGCUUUUACCAGUAGCAUGACCCCUACUUCUGAAGCCAUCAGUAGAAAAUACCGUGUCCUCCAAAAAGCUAACCGACAGUUGUGAAGCAGCAUUGAACCUUUUGUAGCAAUCUGGUCUACAGACUUUUAACUCAAGAAGCUAAGGCUAGACUUGUUACCUUGUUGAAUGAUGUUAGUUGACUGUACUGUAAUGUUGUAUCAACUGAAUUGAAGGUUUGCCUUUGAACAAUGACUUUUCUUUUUUUGUAAUAGUUAAAGAGGCUUAGAACAAGCUAACAGGCAAUAGAAAUAUGUAUAUCAGAUUUUUUAAUGUAACAACCUACAUGUUAAUUGUUACCUUAUUCUUUUUAUCUUUAGUAGACACUUUUAAAAGAAAAGACAAUAAUUUUGUUGUGUUUAACUCACCAACAUGUGGUGUAUAAUGAAGACAGAACUACAAUAAAUUAGUUUUGUUCUGA
Equus quagga is the source of this 3948-nucleotide messenger RNA. It is a transcript of the gene LRRN1, whose product is annotated as leucine rich repeat neuronal 1. Lineage: Eukaryota; Metazoa; Chordata; Mammalia; Perissodactyla; Equidae. The transcript is spliced from 4 exons. The record is from RefSeq and is a predicted model, not a curated record. The coding region runs from base 988 to 3138 and encodes 716 amino acids. Gene Ontology annotation, molecular function: protein binding.